AUGGCCGGGAAUAUCCCCCUGCCCGACGCGCCAGCUUCACCAUCAUCAUCAGCACACAAACCAGCACAUCGAAGCAGAACCACCAACGCUGGGUGCGAUCAUCCAGGCCCUGCUACCCAUCCUAUCUGGCCAGAAUACCUUGCUGGCACUCUACCAGACCCUCAGCGAACUCGCGCAGAAAGCGGAUACCCCCCUGACCGACCCCACCAGCCAACUGCUCAACUCCCCAGUCGCCAAUUCAUUGAGAUCCGGAUCGCGCAGCUCGAAAAGGAGCGGAUUGAUGUCGAGAACGAGCUCAGCGAAAGCUCGAAAGAACGGCCCGAACAGAUCGGACAUCUGCGCAACCAGGCCCGGCUUGCAUCCAUCGAAUAUCACGAUAUAGGUGCAAACCGAGCUGAAAACAGCAACGGAAGAGCUCGCACGAAGGAGAAUGGAGAUGGAGGAGAGUUCAGAACGAGAGCGGAGAACAAAUCGCUGCGGGAGAACGAGAUCCGGAAGGUGGACGAGGUGAAGGGCCUGUUCAUGCGCGGGAACAUCGAGUAG
Messenger RNA from Puccinia triticina, 543 nucleotides. RefSeq lists its product as uncharacterized. The coding region runs from base 1 to 543 and encodes 180 amino acids. Lineage: Eukaryota; Fungi; Basidiomycota; Pucciniomycetes; Pucciniales; Pucciniaceae. The record is from RefSeq and is a predicted model, not a curated record. The transcript has 3 exons.